Molecule: messenger RNA, 2288 nt
Organism: Rhagoletis pomonella (apple maggot)
Lineage: Eukaryota; Metazoa; Arthropoda; Insecta; Diptera; Tephritidae
Gene: Cpsf73
Product: cleavage and polyadenylation specificity factor 73
Exons: 7
Coding region: 195-2249 (684 amino acids)
Biological process (GO): mRNA 3'-end processing by stem-loop binding and cleavage
Cellular component (GO): mRNA cleavage and polyadenylation specificity factor complex
Molecular function (GO): 5'-3' exonuclease activity; RNA endonuclease activity; RNA binding
Source: RefSeq, a predicted model, not a curated record
AGCAAAGCAAGCAUAAUGCAGAUGAGAGAGAGCUGCUAGUUUCUUCUAAAUUUUUGGGUUAAGAAACGCUUUCCAGCAGAAAUUAGUGAUAAUUAUCUGUUAAGAAACGAAGCUAAUUCAUCCUGAAAAAUAGUUUGUACAUAUCGCGUGUUUAUUUCCAAUAAUCUAAUCUUUAUUGUUAAGGAUUAAUUACAAUGUCACAACGUAUCGAUGAUAGAGUCCCCGCGGAAGAGAGUGAUCUCCUUCAAAUUAAGCCGCUAGGCGCGGGCCAGGAAGUUGGGAGAUCUUGUAUAAUAUUAGACUUCAAAGGCAAAAAAAUUAUGCUCGAUUGUGGUAUCCAUCCUGGUUUGUCCGGUAUGGACGCAUUACCUUACGUAGAUUUAAUAGAAGCCGAUGAGGUGGAUCUCCUCUUUAUAUCACAUUUCCACUUGGACCACUGUGGAGCUUUACCAUGGUUUCUCAUGAAAACGAGUUUUCGGGGCCGAUGCUUUAUGACGCACGCCACAAAAGCUAUCUAUCGAUGGAUGUUAUCAGAUUACAUAAAAAUUAGUAAUAUUUCCACCGAACAAAUGCUCUAUACUGAAGCCGAUCUGGAAGCGUCGAUGGAGAAAAUAGAGACUAUAAAUUUUCACGAAGAAAGAGAUGUUAUGGGUGUUCGCUUUUGCGCCUAUAAUGCGGGUCAUGUGCUUGGCGCAGCCAUGUUUCUAAUUGAAAUCGCUGGAGUUAAAAUACUUUAUACCGGCGACUUUUCUCGACAAGAAGAUCGUCAUUUGAUGGCCGCGGAAAUACCGCCCAUUAAGCCUGACGUUCUCAUCACUGAAUCCACUUAUGGUACUCAUAUACAUGAAAAACGAGAAGAUCGAGAAAACCGUUUUACCUCUUUGGUGCAGAAGAUUGUCCAACAAGGUGGACGUUGUUUGAUCCCAGUUUUUGCCUUAGGCCGCGCCCAAGAGUUGCUACUUAUACUGGAUGAAUAUUGGUCACAGAAUCCUGAGCUGCACGAAAUACCCAUUUACUAUGCUUCAUCUCUGGCUAAGAAAUGUAUGGCCGUUUAUCAGACAUACAUUAAUGCAAUGAAUGAUAAAAUUCGACGUCAAAUCGCUGUGAAUAAUCCGUUUGUAUUCCGACAUAUUUCCAAUCUAAAAGGCAUCGACCAUUUCGACGACAUUGGUCCUUGCGUUAUAAUGGCAUCGCCAGGAAUGAUGCAAAGCGGUUUAUCGCGAGAACUAUUUGAAAACUGGUGCACAGAUCCUAAAAAUGGAGUUAUUAUUGCUGGGUAUUGCGUCGAAGGUACCUUGGCGAAAUCCAUACUUUCAGAACCAGAAGAAAUUACGACACUGGCUGGACAAAAAUUGCCGCUGAAUAUGUCAGUGGACUACAUUUCUUUCUCUGCACAUACUGAUUACCAACAAACAAGCGAAUUCAUCCGUCUUCUAAAACCUCAACAUGUGGUGUUAGUUCAUGGAGAACAGAACGAAAUGUCUCGUCUAAAAAUGGCCCUGCAGCGAGAAUAUGAGGCAGAUACCUCUACAAAUAUAAAAUUUUAUAAUCCACGUAACACACAUUCUGUUGAACUCUAUUUCCGUGGUGAAAAAACCGCCAAAGUGAUGGGCAAUUUGGCGGCUACCAAACCAGAGGUUGGCAAAAAAUUGUCCGGAGUGUUGGUGAAACGCGACUUUAAGUACCAUCUUUUAGCAGCGUCUGAUUUAUCAAAGUACACGGACAUGAGCAUGUCUGUCGUAACACAGCGACAGUCCAUUCCUUGGAAUAGUCCUUUAGGUACUUUAAAGUUGUUAUUGGACAGAAUUGGUGGUGCUGGUACAACAGAAGUUAUUGAGGAAGAGAAACGUAUUCGUGCAUUCAAGUGCAUCGACCUCUUGGUGGAGGGAAAAAUCAUUAUUAUGGAGUGGCAGGCAACACCUGUGAAUGACAUGUUUGCUGAUUCAGUUCUAGCAUGCAUUAUGCAAACUGAAAUGGGGGGCACCAGUAUUAAAGGUGCCACUGCCCUUUCAAAAUCAGAUCGCACCCAUUUCAAAGAAUGUUUGGUAGAAACGCUUCAAGACACAUUCGGGGAACAUUCUGUACCAAAAAUGUUCAAAGGUGAUGUUUUGCCCGUUACUGUGGCGGGAAAGCGAGCGGAAGUGAAUUUGGAAACAUUACAAGUGCAUUGUCCGGAAGAUGACAGCUUACGACAAAUAGUUAAUACAGCAGUACAAAAAUUGCACCAGGCUUUAGUCACACUUCCUUGAACCGUAAUAAAGUCUACAUAAGUAUUUUUAUGAAAUCGA